Messenger RNA from Emericellopsis atlantica, 2363 nucleotides. RefSeq lists its product as uncharacterized. Lineage: Eukaryota; Fungi; Ascomycota; Sordariomycetes; Hypocreales; Bionectriaceae. Gene Ontology annotation, molecular function: RNA binding; metal ion binding. Gene Ontology annotation, cellular component: nucleus. The transcript has 2 exons. Gene Ontology annotation, biological process: box C/D snoRNP assembly. The record is from RefSeq and is a predicted model, not a curated record. Bases 303 to 2111 code for a protein of 602 amino acids.
GCAGCCCUACUUAGGUCAUCAGAGCACAGCCACAUCAUGGUUCCGCUUCAGCCACAUAUAGCGAAGGCCUCUGUGGCUGAGCUAGAUAGCUUGACGCGCUUCCGUCUCAAUCUUGGAAUGCAGAUUAGCAUCCUCCAGUCAUUCUACCAUCUUACAAUCGAAUCCCUUUCGGUCGGCGCACCGCUUCAAGGCGCUCUCUGUCUCCUUUCCGAACUCCAUCUGCUUCAAGUGGCAGCCUUCAAGACGCUCGAUACCCCCGCAAAGCGAACGUCCCCCAGCGGCGGUCAAGUUUCAUCAUCAAGAUGGCUCCGACCUACGGAUACGCACCCCCUCCUCCGCCGCCGUCGGCUUCAACCCAACCAUAUCCUUCGCAGUCUAACUCGGGACGGGGUGGCGGACCUAGUGGUCGCGGCCGAGGUGGCCAUCACACCAAUGGACACAACGCGCAGGCAGCACCGCCGGUACACUACGAGUAUGCUGCUACGCAUCAGCCGUAUGCCGGGCAACAACCUCAAGCGUACGGCGGCCCUCAACAGCCUCACCAUCCCAGUUAUCCGCAGGGCCAACCUCAUUGGCCUCAAAGCGCAUCUCAUGCGCCAGCUCCCAUGUCUGCUAAUACUUUCCAUCCCACGUAUGCUUCGCAGCCUUAUCCUGCAGCCCCUCAUUACCCUCAUGAGCCUUCCUAUGGAGCGCAACAACACUAUGCCCAGCCGUAUCAAGCACCUCACGCGGCACCUCAGUGGAGUAGUCAAGGACCUCCCAUUCCGCCCACAUAUGGUGCAGGAAGGGGCCGUGGCGGCUUCAAUGACCGCGGGGCCGCUAAGGUCGGCACUCGUGGUGGUUUCGAGCAUGAUCAGCAUCAGCAGCAGCCAUCGUACCCGCCGUCAUACUCCCAUGACCCGCGGGCAAGCUAUCCUCCCCCGCAGUAUGGCUAUGCAGCACCGCCACCGCCGCCGCCGCCGCAGGCCUCGUACUACGAUGGACAUCAAGGGGGUUCCUUUGGUCGGGGCCGAGGCGGCGGUCACCGGGGUGGCAACAGGGGACGCGGUGGUGGCCAUCGUGGUGGGAGACCCGACCAGAAAAGUCGCGGAAAUGACCAUAAGCCCCAUCCACAGCACGACAAGACCAACGACCACCAUAACGCUGGAAGAAAGAAGAAGCGCAAAACGAACACCCUAGGCCUGACGCCAGGCAUGGAGUCCGAAUCGGAAGACGACGAGGGCGAAGAGGCCGCACUGGAGAAGCUGCUUGGGCAAGAGAGAUACCAAGUGGACGAUGUUGCCGAGUUCUUGGCAGAACGCAAGAAGAACUUCCCAACAAGGGCUCGAGCAGAAGCGAGGAAGAAUGCCGAGUUGGCAUCCAAGACGGAGGACGAGGAGUCAGCGCUCCACAAGAAGCGCGACAAGCUUCGGCGACAGCUCGCCAAGGUAGAAUCCUCCAUCAAGCGCAAGCGUGAUCUUGGCGAUGAGGGCGACGAGAUGCGCGACCUUUCCUUGAACGAUUCGGAGGAGGACGAGAAGCCCGAGAGCAUGACUUCGAAGCCGUCGGCAGCCAGUGCACCGCCACCAGCAAAGAAAGCCGACGUGACGCGGCACUGCAAGUAUUUCUCUACAGGCGGUUCGUGCGGGAAGAAGAGCAAGUGCCGCUUCGUCCACGAUCCUGCCGUGCGCGAGGCUGCGAUCAAAGAGCGCGAUGCGAACAAUGGUCGCCUCACGAUUCAGCAACGUCUCGUUCUGAACGAUCAGGAGCAGGAAGACCUGGCCAUCCUGCAAUCGAUCCAGUAUCUCCGCGAAAAGGGUGUUAUGAAAAAGGAGAACCUGCCGGUGCCAAAGGAGUUUGAGAAGAGGCAGACGCCCGCGCCGCCAGUGGCCGCACCACUGUCUGCUCCUCAGAAAACCAGUCUCCUGCCCGCUGCGUCCGCCUCGCUGCCUCCACCGCCCCCUAAGAGGGAGCCGGUGGGUAGACGCGACAGCAAGAAUCAUCCCAAGCCCCCUGCCUCCGUGCCCAAACCUGUCGUCGUCGACGCGCAAGCUACCAAUGCACAGAAUAGUUCCGCGUGGCUGAAUACGCCCUACAGCGCCAAUGGCACGCAGCCGGACGAUCUGCCGUAGUAGCGGCGGGUACGAGACCGGGUUGAACGCAUUGUGUCUUAUUCCUAUACGUGGGUCGAUUGUGUUUGAGCCAUGUUCACGAGCGUGGCGUUUUAUGGCAAUAUCAUCUUUGUUGGUCGGACUGGCGGAUAUCUGUAGGGGUGUGACGUACAGUAACAUGGUGGGAAGCUGGAAGUGAACAAUGUUGUAAUUGAACUUAAACAUUGAAUAAGCAUUGAGGUUCUAUACUGGAGUAAUCGAUUGCACGGACUG